GUGGCGGUUUGCGACGCAGCCUCUGAGGGUGCUGUUGCUCUGGCAACAGCGUCAACACUACAGCUGCCCUCUACGUUGUCCUGUAUAGCUAACUAAACGAUCCAAAUGAUUAAUGUCUGCGAAUGAAAUAUAGAUUAAAAUAUACUUUUACAGGUUAUUUCAAUGACAUUACAGCUAGAAGUCAUAAAGGUGUGAUGAGCGUACACGGCAGGGAGGUGAAGGUGUAUGUCCGCACCAGACCUACAGCCUGCUUUGCCCAAGAACUCAUUGAAUACCUGCCAGAUGAACAGACGGUGAAUGUGCGACACAGACGGGAUACCAGGAAAGGGGUGGUGAACAAUCAAAUGAGCUCUUGGUCAUUUCGGCUGAAUGGCGUACUGCACAACGUGUCUCAGGAAGAGGUCUAUCACAGUGUUGCCCACAGCGUGGUGCUCGGAGCUCUGGAGGGCUACAACGGUACAAUUAUGUGCUUUGGGCAGACCGGGGCAGGAAAGACAUACACAAUGACUGGUGCCACAGAGAGUUACAAACAAAGAGGCAUCAUCCCUCGUGCCAUACAGGAGGUGUUUCGUGAGGUGGAGCAGCGUGUAGAUCACACCUUUUCCAUGCACCUCUCCUUUCUGGAGAUUUACAACGAGACCUUGGUGGACCUGCUUGCUUCAAUAAAAGGGGUCCGGGUAGCACAGGGUGGGGCUUUGGCUGUCGUGGAAGAGCCAGGGGGCGGGGUUUCAGUGAAGGGACUGUCUCUCCAUUUGGUUCACAAUGAAGAGGAGGCUCUCAAUCUGCUUUUUGAGGGUGAGAUGAACAGAAUAAUUGGUGAGCAUGCCCUCAGUAAGAACUCCUCCAGGUCACACUGCAUUUUCACCAUCCACAUUGAGUCUCGUUCUCGUACGCUGUCAAAUGCAUCGUAUGUUACAUCCAAACUUAAUCUGGUGGACCUUGCAGGAUCAGAAAGGCUGAGCAAAACUGGGUCGGAGGGUCAGGUGCAGAGAGAGGCCUUGUACAUUAACAGAUCUCUGUCCUUCCUGGAGCAGGCCAUUAUAGCCCUGGCCGACCGGCGCCGAGAGCAUGUACCCUUCAGACAGAGCAAACUGACCCAUGCCCUUAAAGAUUCUCUUGGUGGAAACUGUAACACAGUGCUGGUGGCUAACAUUUAUGGUGAAGCAGCACAGAUCGAGGAGACGCUCUCUACCCUCCGCUUUGCCGCCAGGAUGAAAUGUGUGCGCACUGAACCGUCCAUCAAUGAGCACGUUGACCCUGCUCUCCAGAUCCGAAGACUUCAAAAAGAAGUCCAACUUCUGAAGCAGGAGCUUUCCAUUCGUGACACACUGGCUAAUCGUGCGGGUGCGAUGUAUGAGACUCUGUCAGAGACGCAGGUAGCGGAGAUUAACAACCAAGUUCAGAGAUACCUGGCUGGCACAUUGGAUGAGAUCACGAUUGUGAGCAUUAGACAGAUCCAGGAAGUGUUUGCCCAGUUUAAAAAAGCUGUGCAGGAACAGGAAAAGCGGAUUAAGGAACACCUCAGUCAGGAAUACUCUCUGGUGGAAAAUACCCAGAGCACCCUGUCUUCUUCUGCUGCAAAAGAAAGCUUAGCACGUUGUAUGGGUCAGGAGCCUGCGGGAGCUGUUGGGGAGGUGGAGGGUGGAUUUGGGCUCGGAGUGGCCGCACCCUCGCAGAGACACACUGGACCUCCAUCACCCAGCAAAAGCAAAGGCAAGAAGGGCCAAGAGAGCAGCAGAAAGGAUGGUGCAGGAACCUCAGGUCCAGCAGUGGGCGCUGCUGUGAUGCAGAGAGAGACAGAGGCCCUUACGCCUACUGUUGAGCCUGAGGGCCCAGAGGCCCCACACAUGGCCAGAGAAGGAGCCAAGAAGAAAAGCGACACUCCUCCGUCUAAGAUGGAGGCGUUUGAGGACUUCAAGAUGGAGCGGGGCAGCGAGAUCAACCGCAUCCUGAAGGAGAACAAAGCUGUGCUGCUGGAGCGCCUGGGCCAACUGCACAAACUCACACAGGCCAUUAAUUCCAUCAAACGGGACAUUGACCGCAUGAGCUCUGAACUCCGGCUGCGUAGAGAACAAAGACAGAGUCAAGGGCAGUUUCUGAGUGCGGACGGUGAGCCUGUGCUGGAGGAGGCUGAGUUAUCUCUGAUCAUGAGCCUCAGAGAGAUGAAGGAUCAAUACAGACAGACCUAUGAAGAGCUGCUCAGCACCAAAGCUGAAGUGCGCUACUGUCAGCAUCUGGUGGACCAAUGUCGCACACGCCUGCUUACUGAGUUUGAGAGCUGGUACAAUGAGUCUUUCCUGCUGCCGGACGAGGUACAGGCCAUCUUUAGGGAAGGUGGACCCAUCAGGCCAGGCUUGAUACCUCUGGACAAAGCUUUGCCUCUGGAAGCUGAUGAACAGGAGCAGUUUGAGCGUCUUCGUACAGAGCUGCUUGCAGAGAGUCCCAGUGCUGUGUCCUUUUACAAUGCACACAACAGGACUUUACUGAGGAGAGGCAGCAGGCCAGUUCCUCACAGUCCUGAUUCCAGGAGGAACAUGGGAGCUGGAACAAACAAGUCCAAACUGCCUGCCAUCGUCUCCGUCACCUAAACAAUAUUACGUACUCCCUUGUGCAAAUAACUUACCUCCUUGGCUACACAAACAUCUGCAAUGAUUAUCAAUGUGAAAAUGAGUUUUGUAACAUUCAACUACACAUAUAAGAGGCAUGCUUAUCUCUGAAAUUCACAUUUCGACUUAAUUCAGGUAGUAGAAUUUGAAGGU
This is a messenger RNA of Colossoma macropomum (tambaqui), 2759 nucleotides long. RefSeq names its product kinesin family member 9 (gene kif9). The transcript is spliced from 21 exons. Gene Ontology annotation, molecular function: microtubule binding; microtubule motor activity; ATP binding. Gene Ontology annotation, biological process: microtubule-based movement. NCBI's taxonomy places the organism in Eukaryota, Metazoa, Chordata, Actinopteri, Characiformes, Serrasalmidae. The record is from RefSeq and is a predicted model, not a curated record. Bases 123 to 2588 code for a protein of 821 amino acids.